Solanum dulcamara is the source of this 1086-nucleotide messenger RNA. RefSeq names its product protein STAY-GREEN homolog, chloroplastic-like. The coding region runs from base 135 to 842 and encodes 235 amino acids. The transcript has 4 exons. The record is from RefSeq and is a predicted model, not a curated record. Lineage: Eukaryota; Viridiplantae; Streptophyta; Magnoliopsida; Solanales; Solanaceae.
AUUCCUAUACACCUAACUGCUAUAAAACUAUAUAAUAUAUAACUUCAUCUCAACUUUUAGAUUUCCCCUACAACUUUGGAGCUUAAAGAAAUAUCGUAUAAUUUUAGUCCAUCAUUGUUUCUUGAUUUCCAAAUAUGAGUACUUUGGCAACUUCUUUUGUUUACACAACAACAACAAGAGGACACUCCAAAAAGAGCCAAUCCAUACUUCCGGUGGCAAGGUUAUUUGGACCAUCAACAUUUGAAGCAUCAAAUUUGAAGGUGCUAUUCUUAGGUGUAGAUGAGAAAAAACAUCCAGGAAAGCUUCCAAGAAUAUAUACACUUACACAUAGUGAUAUUACAUGUAAACUUACUCUUGCUGUCUCUCAAACCAUCAAUAAUUCUCAGUUAGAAGGAUGGUAUAAUAGAUUGCAAAGGGAUGAAGUGGUUGCAGAAUGGAAGAAAGUUAAAGGGAAGAUGUCCCUUCAUGUUCAUUGUCACAUUAGUGGAGAACAUUUCUUAUUAGACUUUAUUGCUAGGCUCAGAUACUAUAUCUUCUGCAAGGAACUCCCCGUCGUUUUGAAGGCAUUUGUUCAUGGAGAUGGGAUUUUACUAAAGAAUUAUCCAGAGUUGCAAGAAGCUUUGGUUUGGGUUUAUUUUCACUCAACCAUACCAAAAUUCAACAAAGUGGAUUGUUGGGGUCCAUUAAAACAAGCAUCUUCACUUUCUUUUACUACUACUACUACUUCAUCUAGUGAAUCCCAAAUGGAUAAUACAAGAAAUUGCAAUUUGGAUUUACCACAGCCAUGUCAAGGGUCUUGCAAAUGUUGCUUCCCUUCAAACAAAAAUCUAAAGAGCGUUUAGUAUUGAGAAUGUUGGAUGUGUUACACAAUGAUGGAAUUAAGUAAUAACGCUUUUAACGAGCUUAGUGAAUAGAUUGAAAUGAUUCUGUAUUCGUCUACAAACUUGACAGAAUUGAUGUAUUUUACUGUCAUUGUAUGUAGGACUUAAUUCUUUAUUCUAAAUAUAAAUGAUUCAAUUGUCCCUUGGUUAAGAACAAAAAAUAGCCAUUUGGGGAUAAAGAUAGUGGAUACAUUUUUUUUCUUAA